ACGAUAGAUUUUAAGUCGUUACAAAGGCAGACAUCAUUCCUACUAUGAUCGUGGUUUCGUGGUCUAGAUCUACAUUAAAUUUCGCAAACGUAAUCCUGAAUCGACACACCACAAAUCAUUAUGAGUGCAGCACACACACACAGCAGAUAGGCUUACAGAAAUCGAUAGAAGAGAUAACAGGCCAUAACUAUCAUACUCCACACGGGUUGUGGCUUGAUUUUAUGAGGUGCGCGAGCAUUUUAUCAUUAAUGAAAAUACAUUAUUAGUUGUCAUUGGCUUGGCCUACUUGAAAUGACAAUUUUAUUAUAAACGCAUUUUAGUCAUGUCCAUGUUUUCUAGAGCAGAAGAUGUAGAUCCCGUUCGAAAACUUCCGGUUUCGAUUGUGGCAUCUCCUAGGCUUGGUGCUUUUGUUUUAGUUCGAAGUAAUCGGCGAAUUAUUCUGUUGUCUACUCUUCAUUAUGACAACGUAUAGAGGGUACCAGCACUAGGAACGAAACGAGGUGUUACUUUAUGGCAAGAUGCUCUCUGGAUGCCAAGCGUGACUUCUCAUCAUUGAAAUAAUUUGCUCUGAGUGUGUGAGAGAGAUUAAAUUUGGUGAAUCUUUUCAGAAGAGGUCCAUUCUUAAACUCAAGAAAUAUCAAGAUGAUCACCUUGAAAAAUAAACAAGCAAAACGGAACCAGGAACAUACAGAUACGACCUCUAAAAGGCUGUCAAUCCGGGACAUGCUCCUAGUUAAAGAGGUUCAAGAAAUGGAGGAAAACUUGCCAUCCACCUGUGAGGUGAACUUUUCUGACGCCAGCUGCCUGCAUGAGUUUUCUUUGACUGUGACACCUGAUACUGGUUACUGGCAAGGGGGGAAAUUCAGGUUCAAUAUAUCAGUGCCAGAUGAGUACAAUAUUGUGCCACCAAAAGUUGCCUGCACAACCAAACUGUAUCACCCCAACAUCACGGAGGUUGGAGAAGUCUGCCUGAGUCUACUGCGGCAAAGCUCCUAUGACAGUAUGGGAUGGGCUCCAACUAGAAAACUCAAAGAUGUUGUCUGGGGUUUGAACUCAUUAUUCACUGAUUUAUUGAAUUUUGACGACCCUUUGAAUGUGGAAGCUGCUGACCACUAUGCCAGAGACAAAGAAUCCUUCAAGUCAAAAGUGGGAGAAUUUGUCCAGCUGUAUGCCCGGAGAUAAUGCAUGCCUGUUUUUAGGUUGUUUGUCCUAGCGCUGGUGUUCUAAAUGUUUUUGUUUAUUUUUUACGUGAUUACAUGCAGUCAGAAGAGCUGCAUUGUACAGACUGUAAAUUUUCCAUGCAACUGGUUGUCUCAAUGCUCCAUACAGCCUUAAUUUGAAUGUAUUUCUGUGUUUGAGAAAAUAUCACAUUACAAGUAAGAUGUGAGUUUGCUCCCCCCCCCCCCCCACCCCUUUUUUUCCCCCUCGAUGUUGCUGUCUAUAUUUAUAAAAUGUUGCACGUGGUUGUGUCAAUACAUAAACAGACCUGUAGACUCUCAGCCAAUUGGCAGAGUCAUUGUCAUUCCCACUCUCAUGGUGAGUCUCAACUAGCCCCGCUGAUGACUCUCUGCUAAAUUAAAAUGGCCAUCAUUUUUUUUUUUCUGGUAUUUUUUCAUCCCCAAUAUUUUAUCUCUGCUAGGAUUCUAGUUGUUUGCAAAAUGUUAGCUGAUCGUUUUAGGGCUUUGUACUUUGCAUCUUGUCACUGUUUCAAGUCUCCAUGACACACAUCAACUGGAAUAUAAGCAGAAAGGAAUAAUCUUACUUGGUGUAUCUAUAAAGUGCUUUGCUUCUGGGAUGGGAGUGCAGCCCUGCCCACCAAGUGGUCCCCCCCCCCCCCCCCCUGUUCCUUUAUAUUACAACAAAACUUUUGUCAAUUUAAGCUCAGGGUAUUUACAGGUCUGAUUAUAGAAUAAGUGUUUCUUACAGAAACAGUUGUUGUAUGUGCUUUGGUCUAUGGCAAGAAUAAAUGAGAGUGAGAUGUAAGACUGUUUGAACGCUGUCUCUCCCUGUGUUUCCUAAGACAUGACAAAACGGCUUGUUUUGUUACCAUGAAACACUCUUGCCUAUUUUGUGGCCCUAUCUCAGAGCAUUCUUGUGUGGCGUGUCCCUUGUAAAUUGGAAUGAAAAGUUGUGAAAUAGAACCAGCUUGCAGUAUGUUGUCAAAAAUGUUUUAUGGAAAUAUCUUCCCCCAGAAGCACCCUUUUCUGACUAUAGCUACAGUAGCGUUGUUGUUAUCAGUAAUGAAUGCGGCAUUUCUCAAGCAUGAUAAUAGGCAGUGACAGCCACUACAAAAUUUUUGCAGGUAUCAGCCUAAUUAAUGGUCACAUUAAAUAGGCUGGAUUUUGGCUUUGUCUGAAGGACUCUGGAGUCAGCUUCUAUCGUGGUGAAAUAUUAGGUUUCAAAAUUUUAAUUUGAUGUUCUCAGGAACUACUCUUCAGAAUUAAAAAAAAAUAUGUUAAAUGCCAAUCAAACCUUUGGUUUUGCUAGUGAAUUUUUCAUUAUUUAUUUAUUUUUUGGUGAGGUUAAUCAUUGGCGCAAACAUCAUAAGUGAUCCACUUUCUGUUUGUAUUUGACACUUACUGCAAGUGCUCGCAGAUUGUGCCAUUGAGUAUUUUUUGACAAUAAAAAAAAUUCUUGUUGUUAGUCUUAUGAAAAGAUGUGUUUUUAAAGAUGCACCUAUUCUGUGUUGAAUGGAGGAGACUACACAUUGUCUUCUGUGUAGAUGGCAUGUUUCCUCUCAGUAGCAGACAUUUUUUUUUUGUCCAUGAAUUGUACUGUUGCCAGCAUUGAUCCCAAUUGUUAAAGAUCUAUGCAUUCUUUUCAAAUGUUUUGUUUUUAUUCUCAUGCAGUACACGCAACAGUAACAUUUACAGUUUUUGUCUCUUUUUCUCAAAUUUUUGUUUCCAAUAAUCAGAAAAUAUGUAAAUUGGGCAAUUAUAUUGCAAAUUUGACCUUCAUCUUAUGUUUCACAAUAAGAUGUUAUCAUUUCCACUAUUUAAACUUUUGUGUGUUAUUUUUCUCUUUUGUUCGCUGAACUUUCAGUAACAGUGUUAGAAUUGGCUUCGAGCCAGUAUGUUUGCGUAUGGUUAAACUAUUGAAGAAAUUAAAAUAAGUGAACCAAAACAUGUGAAUUGUAGUUGGAUUGCCUGCAUGUGCAUAAAAGGAAUUCAUUUCUGCUUGUCUCGUCAUUGAUUUCAAAACUAUUUUCACAGGAUGAACCACAUGCUUAUGUUUUUAAAUUUUUUAAAAAGAUUUUUAUGUGGAAGCAAGAAGUGUUUUCAUGAAAGAUGUAUUUAUUGAGUCUUGAAUGUGUCAUAUUUUAGUUUUGUCUGCUUUCUUUUCAUAUUCAUCAUAAACUGAAGCCAAACCCUGAUAGUCCUCAGAUAAUUGAUGAAUACUUCUCCUUUCAUGUCCAUUAUGUUUUCUAAAAAAACGUUUGCAGAUUUUCAACUUUAUCAGUAAAACUAAAAGAGGAAUAUUUCUAUGCUCAGAUAUUUGAUAAUACUACUGAACCAGUCCUUUAUUUGCUUUGUGAAACAUCUUUAAAUGCCUUUAGAUUCAUUGUUAGUGUAGAUCUUUCUGUUCCACUGUGGAAACGUAUUGCAGUAUGCUUGAUGGAGAUGUACCUAUUUGCAGUAUAUGCUGUAUACGAUCAAACCUUGACACCCCCCCCCCCCCUUUUAUUAAACUUUAUACCCUCUGCCCUGCUUACUGCCAGGUUUUGUCAAUUGUUGACAAAGGAAUGCCUAUAUGAACAUAGUAUUUGCACCUUCACACCUCUAUCUGCCACUUGCCAACUGUCUGAGUUGUACAGUCCUUACCAAACUUAUGUAAAAAUAGAAUUACACAGUUAUAUUGCCAGUGAACUGGUAGCCGGAGAUAGGCUUACACAGAACUCAUGGCUCAUGGUACCCAUCGGUGGCUACUUAGAAUCUCUUUUUAACACACGUCUCUGUGAGUUCGGCCUAUUUCUAAUGUUUAAUGGUUUUCUCCGAUUUGCUCCGGAUGUGCACUUUAUGAAAAUAUUACUUUUAGGCUUUAGAAAAUAAAUUUUAAAAAAGAAAUUGAAAUGCAAUCUUAAUGUUGUACAUUGAACCAUUAAAGAAAGUACUUCACCUCAGCUUUUCAGGAAAUAUUUGGUGUCGCAAGAUAUCCGUCCGAUGAUUAAAAGGCUUGUGGGCGCCUGUGAGACUUUUUUAUUGUGAUGAAUCACAUUCAAGUCUUUGUGAAAGGUCUUAAGCACCCCGAGUACUGAGGAGUAUCGGAAAAAAACCCCCACCCUAAAAUCUUUAAGUCUUCAAGAUCUUUGACACAACCUAAAUGUACGUAAGUUCAGCUUGUGCGGUACUUGUAAUUGGUUGCUACAGGUUUUUCCCCUGGUUAUUACAGUCAUGUGAGAUAGAUCUAGAUGAAUCAGAACUGGCCAUUCUAGUCUCUACCAGUCUACCACACGUCGAGAUGGCAAUGGGUGCUAGCUAACCUGUUAUACUUCCAGCUCCACUGUUCCACCAACUUCAUGCUCAUCCAUAGGUAGGCAAUUUAACCGGGUUUAACUGUAUUUUUACAAUUUUGCGCCGACAGUAUUCUGAUAUCCCUGUUAAAACUGCAUUUCACUUUUCUUUAACUUUUAAGCUUUUAUUGUUUUGUUUCCACCGAGCCGUAUUUGUUUUAAAAUACAGGGUGUAAAUUGUCAAUGUAAGAAUCUUUGACAUUUGUCAUUUUCUUGUACAUUCUCCGUAAAUUCAAAGCUUCGUGCAUAAUCUUGUAAUUGACUGCUUUGGGCUCGCUUAUAUGCUCUGCAUACACAUUAUUCUGUUUCUGUUGUAAAGGAUAAAAUCUUUGGGGAUGUUGAUUAUCUAAAGCUGCUUGUCUGUUUACACACCUGUGUGUGUGUGUGUGUUUGUAUGUGUGUGUGUUUGUGCGUGUUUACAUGUGUUUGGGAGUGUGUGAGCAUGUGUGACUGAAAAACUAGUUUGUGAACUGUGGCAGUCAUAAUGUGUUGCCACUGCAUUCUUCCGAUCAUUGAUUGAUGUGUGUGCUUGUGUCUGCUUUCUGGUGUCUGUAGUAAUGUAAUGUUUAGACUUUUCUCCAUGCAGACUAAAGACACUAGUUUGAUUGGGGAAAAUAUUUAUUUCUGCACUGAGGUGUCCCACACAGCUUGGGUUGGUGCUUAUAGGCAACGUCAGAGCAGCCUUCCCCCCCCAAAAAAAAAAGAUCUAAAGUUUUGUUGAUGGGGAUGACAACGUCAUGCAUGACCUUGAGACUGACAGUGAGCACGAUCCUAACAUCAGUAUUCUUUGAUUGUGAGCCUGGUUUUAAUAUAACGGAUGACAAAAAUUUUGAUUGCUGCGGCAACUGCAAAUAUGUUUUUGUCGUUUGGCAUUUAUAAUUUUACUAAUAAUUGUCUUUUGUAAUGAAAAUGAUUAAAGUGCUUAAUAUAGGGAGUGAAAUUGGAGACUGCUUUCACACAGCACAUGUAUUUUCUAAUUUCUAAUUGUUUGUAGGCUGAUUUUAUUAUUUUAAUACCAUGACGGCUUCUCCAGAAAUUAUAUAGUGAAUUAAGUUAUCAUGAAAAAAAAAGCCUGUUGAACUGAAAAAUGGAGUUCAUGCAUGUUUUCUGCAGAAAGAAUGUGUAUGACUGGAAACCUUAAAAUUAAAAGUUCAAGGCUUGCUGUUUGACUCUUUGUGUCUGGGUGUGAUUGAGAUUUGAGCCUCAGGCAGACAGGCUAGACACACAGGCUGGCAGGGAAAGGCCAGUAACAGAGAAAAUGCCGCAGCAUCACAUGAUUAAAAGAAAUGUGGAUUACAUUGAGAGGGUGAGGAUGAGAUAGCGCUGGCAGGUGAGUUUUAGCAAAGUUUGAGCCCAGUAGUGGGUGAAAGGGUUGAUGAGCUACCUUGUCUAGUCUUCUGAUGAGCUCAAAGUGUCUGGUCUUGCUUUGCUUUUUGCAUAUGAUAGCUCAAGGUGGUGUUUUUUUAAUAAUUGUAUAUAUAUGAGCAGGUGGAUGUGUUUCGUUUGAUAGUGAGAUUGUUGCCUCCUUCCUUGGAUUCCCUUUCCAUUUCAUGUGAUUCCCUCACUGCUUACUGUAACAGGCAUGUCACUUUGAAAUGAUUUUGCUAAACAUCAUGUCCAUGUGGUGCUCAAUGUACUCUUUAUUUUUUUUUUUCGUUUUGGAAUGGAUGCUAGUCGGCUUUUGUGUUUAAGCUGAUUUUAAUUUGCUCUUUGCUGUGUCUUCGCCUCUAUAUAGUAAUGAUGCCAUGCUGCAUGUGUUAUUUAUUUCAGUGUAAUAAACAUAAAUGUGAGCAGGGUAUGAUAUGUAAAUUGGCUUGAACGUGUGUCAUCAUGGUUCAGUUUUUGUUGAGAGAAAAUUCUGAGGGUCUGAGGCCUGUUCCAAUUGUUUGAAAUUGAAUUCCUGAUACUACUUUAAGCGAAACUGAUGGUCCUUCACAUUGGCAAGAAAUCUGAUGAAUUUUCUCUUAAAUAAUAAUUUUCUCUCUCGUUGCAGAGGACAAUGCCUCGUCCCUGUCAUGAGGGAUUAACUGUUAAUGCUUUUUGCUGAUGAUGUGUGUUUCACUUAACUUUGCUUCUCUUUCGACAAGAAGACAUCAAGAAGGGCAUUAUCUACUCUGUUGCUGUUUGUACAGUUUAUUUCUUUUUUAUUUCUCUUUCACAGACACAAACAUGCACUCUUACUUACACACCUGAGAGAGUAUGUUAUUUGCCUGUGUAAUAUAUCUUAAGGUGGGAGAUCUGACUGUCUUGAGAUUUGAUUUUUUUUUAGAACUGAGAUAUAAUGUGAUAGUACACGGCCAGGAGGAAUAUGUGAUGACUCUUCGAGACUGCACCCACCAUAUCCGCCCACGAGUGUUUCUAUUCUAUUUUCAACAUGCCUAAAUGGAAAUGGCUGUAGGCGAGUAUGUAUUGUAUGAAGAAAAAGUAGCUAUUUCUACACUAUUUACCGUUUUUUGACUAAGCACAAGUUUGUUUAAUCCCUUUGUUUCUAAUUUUUCUGGCCAAUGUAUUUGAAGUGUGUGUAAUUUUUGUCAGUGUGCACCCUUAGACCAAAAAA
Molecule: messenger RNA, 7067 nt
Organism: Aplysia californica (California sea hare)
Lineage: Eukaryota; Metazoa; Mollusca; Gastropoda; Aplysiida; Aplysiidae
Product: NEDD8-conjugating enzyme UBE2F
Exons: 8
Coding region: 643-1182 (179 amino acids)
Source: RefSeq, a predicted model, not a curated record